Messenger RNA from Triticum aestivum (bread wheat), 1903 nucleotides. RefSeq names its product ankyrin repeat-containing protein NPR4-like. Gene Ontology annotation, molecular function: protein binding. The coding region runs from base 977 to 1687 and encodes 236 amino acids. NCBI's taxonomy places the organism in Eukaryota, Viridiplantae, Streptophyta, Magnoliopsida, Poales, Poaceae. The record is from RefSeq and is a predicted model, not a curated record. The transcript is spliced from 2 exons.
UCCUCCUCACCCAUCCCGUCGUCGCCCAAAUCGAUCCCCAAGCUCUACACUUCACUUCACCGCCGCCGGCGCCGUCCCCGUCACCUUGCAGUGGUACAUGUCGUGCGCCGCCGUCGUUCAUUGCAUAUUUGCAUCUGGAGAGCACGCACACACGGAAGGAAGGAAGGAAGAAAGAAGAAGGUACGUCGAUCCUUUCACUCCGUUCCAAUUGCCAUCCACUGGCUGCUUGCUUGUCCAUCAUGCAUAUAUCCGGUCGGUUGCUUGAUAAGCAGCAGCUAAAGCUAAGCUAGCGCUUCUCUUCUCCGUUAAUUACUUCGAGGCUUAGUAAGUGUGACUAUUUCACCUAGUUUAUAAUUAUAUACGCGCUAAAAAUUGUUACGAGUAUAAAAAAUAAUGACCUCGGUCGGUCGUCCCUUCAGUUAUAAAAAAUCAGUUUCAGUAAUUUACUUCCAUCCAUCUUCUUAAGUACUAGUACUACUAGAUGGAUGCUACUCCUCUUCAAAAUCAGGCGACUACGCGAAUGACUUAUUCAUCGAGACGGAGGUAGUAGCGAUUUUCCCUUCAAAAUCAGGCGGCUACUCAUUUGCCUACAAUUGUUUUUGUUUACAUUACACCAUUGUGGUCAAUGAAAUACAAUUGGCUCCUCCUGCAGAUAAACCAAAAUAGUACGUAUUAGAUGGUACUCCCUCCGUCCGGAAAUACUUGUCAUCGAAAUGAAUAAAAGGGGAUGUAUCUAGAUGUAUUUUACUUCUAGAUACAUCCUUUUUUGUCCAUUUUGAUGACAAGUAUUUUCGGACGGAGGGAGUAGACAAUACAUCAAAAACUAGUCCAUCAAAAGAAAAGAGGGACAGGGACAAGCAAAGAUGGAUAAACGCCUCCUGAAAGCAGCAACAUCCGGUGAUUCCACGGCAGCGAAGGGGAUGGCCUCACAGGACCCAAGCAUUCUUCUUGCAACAACUGCAUUUAUGGCCAUGAGAUGUUCUGCAAGGACAUGCUGGAACUGAAAGAGUCUCUCAUCAAUGCUGUAAACUUGGACGGGGAGACACCACUUAUCACCACGGUGAGAAAUGGUCACGUCUCUUUGUCUUCUUUCUUACUCGGUCAACACUGCUUUGUGCACCAUGGAUCGAGGCAGGCAAUCUUGCAACAGGACAGGUACGGAUUUAACGCACUGCACCAUGCCAUUCGCAACGGCCACAAGGAUCUUGCACUGGAGAUGAUAGCUGCACAGCCUGCGUUGUCGCAAGCUGUGGGAAAGCACAAUGAGUCACCGAUGUACUUUGCGGUGAUGAGAAAUUUUACACAGGUUUUCGAGAAACUAAUUCAAAAUCCUUUGUCUGCUUGUUCGGGAGGACAACACGGUUACAAUUGUCUACAUGCUGCAGUUAAGAAUGACCAUCAAGAAUUUGUCAAAAUAAUUAUGAAGAAACGUCCUGAAUUGGCUAGAGAAGUUGACACAGUACAAAAUACUCCAAUAGCACAUGCUGUACAAUACGACAAGAUUGACAUUUUACAAGUACUGCUGGAACAUGAUUCAACUCUAGGGUAUUUAACAAACAACAAAGGUAUGCCUCUGCUUAAUAUUGCGGCAUGGCGAGGUGUGGUUGCUGCUGCACGAAAGCUUCUGGAGCACUGCCCCGGUGCUCCUUAUCUUGAACCAAAUGGUUCGACAUGUCUUCAUGUUUAAUCAACCGGAAUUUGUUGAGUUUGUCCUGAGGACGCCAAUACUUGGCAAGCUUGUUAACGUGCAAGACAAGGAUAGAAAAACAGCUCUGCAUCUUGCAGUCAGAAAGUGCAAUCCGAGAGUGGUUGCUGCUUUAUUGUCUCACGUGGAUAUAGAUGCAACAUUGCUUGACAAAGAUGGUGAUUCAGCAGCCUGGGAACUGUCUAGGACUACCGUCAU